Molecule: messenger RNA, 1044 nt
Organism: Callorhinus ursinus (northern fur seal)
Lineage: Eukaryota; Metazoa; Chordata; Mammalia; Carnivora; Otariidae
Product: olfactory receptor 11H4
Biological process (GO): G protein-coupled receptor signaling pathway
Cellular component (GO): membrane
Molecular function (GO): G protein-coupled receptor activity; olfactory receptor activity
Source: RefSeq, a predicted model, not a curated record
AUGUCUUUCUUCUUCAUAGGUUUAACAAUGAACAGGUCGGCAACACACAUUCACACUGUAACUGAGUUUGUUCUCCUGGGAUUCCCUGGUUGCUGGGAGAUACAGAUUUUCCUCUUCUCACUCUUUUUGGUGGUUUAUGUCUUGACCUUGCUGGGAAAUGGAACCAUCAUCUGUGCAGUGAGAUGGGACCCACGACUACAUACCCCAAUGUACUUUCUGCUGGGAAACUUUGCCUUCCUUGAGAUCUGGUAUGCUUCCUCCACUGUUCCUAAUAUGCUAGCCAACAUUCUCUCCAAAACCAAGGCCAUCUCAUUUUCUGGCUGCUUCCUCCAGUUCUAUUUCUUCUUUUCCCUGAGCACAACUGAAUGUCUCUUCCUGGCAGUAAUGGCUUAUGAUCGGUACCUGGCUAUCUGCCACCCACCGCACUACCCCACCAUCAUGACUGGGAAACUCUGUAGAAUUCUGGUGUGUCUCUGCUGGCUUAUUGGAUUCCUUGGCUACCCGAUCCCCAUUUUCUUCAUCUCCCAACUCCCCUUCUGUGGACCCAAUAUCAUUGAUCACUUCCUGUGUGACAUGGACCCACUGAUGGCUCUGUCUUGUACUCCGGCCCCCAUUACUGAAUUUAUCUUCUAUACUCAGAGCUCCCUUGUUCUCUUUUUUACUAUUAUGUACAUUCUUUGAUCCUAUAUCUUGUUGCUCAGAACUGUUUUUCAGGUCCCUUCUGCAGUUGGCCGGAGAAAGGUCUUUUCCACCUGUGGGUCUCACUUAGCUGUGGUGUCACUUUCUUAUGGGACAGUCAUGGUAAUGUAUGUGAGUCCUACAUAUGGCAUCCCAACUUUGAUGCAUAAGAUUCUCACACUGGUAUAUUCAAUAAUGACUCCUCUCUUUAAUCCCCUGAUCUAUAGUCUUCGCAAUAAGGACAUGAAACUUGCCCUGAGAAACAUCCUGUUUAGAAUGAGAAAACUCUUGAGCCAAAGAUGUCCAUACUUCCAAAUUUUAAUGAUGAGUAAGUUGGAGAUGUAUAAAUUUUUAAUGGCCUUUUAG